AUGGUGGAUGGAGAGCCCGUCCUAUGGAGCCUCUACGUGUAUGCUCCGAACAAGGUAGCGCCUGUCGUCUUUGCCGUCUUAUACGGACUAUCGACUGCCGGCCAUCUUUGGCAAUGCUAUCUGUACAAGUGUUUUCGACUCCUCGGGCUUCACCCCCUCUGCGGUAUCCUCUUCACACUCGGCUACGCCCUCCGCGAAUACGGCUCCUUCAACUACCUCUACGAAGAAGAAGACAAAACCGUGCUUAUCCUCUUUGUCCUGAGCCAAGUCUUCAUCUACAUUUGCCCCCCCCUCCUCGAACUAGCAAACUACCACAUCCUUGGCCGCCUCUUCUACUACGCCCCUCACAACGCCCCCCUCCCUGCCCCUCGCGUCCUCUCAACAUUCGGCGCCCUAAUGCUCCUCGUCGAAACCCUCAACGCCCUCGGUGUCUCCCUCGCCUCGAACCCCUCCGGGUCACACAGCACACAGGACCUCGGAAGCCACUUGACGAUAGCGGCGCUGGCCCUCCAACUCGCGGUUAUAAUCAUUUUUGUGCUCCUCGCGGGGCUAUUUCAUCACCGGUGCGCGAAGAAUGGGGUCAAGGCUCGUGCUGUGCUCGUUCCGCUACGGACGCUGUACGCGAGUAUGGGGCUUAUUUUUAUUCGGUGUAUAUAUCGCCUCGUCGAACAUAUGGGGUCUACGACUGUUGAGAUUGAUAACAUUGACGCCCUCCGCGCACUGACCCCGGUUUUACGGUACGAGUGGUUCUUUUACGUUUUUGAGGCCACCCUCAUGCUGCUGAACUCGCUGCUGUGGAAUGCGUGGAGUCCGGGGAGGUUCUUGCCGCGCAGCUAUCGGGCCUAUCUGAGUAAGGACGGGAGGACGGAGGUUGAGGGGGUGGAGGUACAAGAUCAGAGGUCGGUGGGAGAGAAGAUUUUGGCAAAGUUGACGUUCGGCUUCUGUUUUCGGAGGGUGAAGGUUAAGUACCUUGAUGAAAACGAGUUGGAGGAGAUGGCGAGGCGUGGGACUGGGAAGCAUGCGCCUCAGGGUUCAUCGGGGAGUGACUCGCCAUUGUUUACUGGGGCCUGA
Aspergillus calidoustus is the source of this 1071-nucleotide messenger RNA. The record is from the annotation of a GenBank genome assembly. Lineage: Eukaryota; Fungi; Ascomycota; Eurotiomycetes; Eurotiales; Aspergillaceae.